AUGCCUUUCUUGUAUAACCCAGCAGGCCGGAGAACUCGUCGACGUUCAGGGGCUUACCUCGCACUCCUGCCUGCUAAGGCCUACACGCUUGACUGGGCACCUACCCUGGAGGCACUGAGUCCAUUACAGGUUCCUGCCAUAAGCCACCCACGCAUUGCAGACACACUGGGCCAGUGUUCCCAAAAACCACAAAGGUACCCGCAAUAUCGAUGCCAUGUUACAAAGCACCACGGCCCAGAGAGCAUCAACUACUCCAGAUCCAUAGGCAUGCUCCACGUGCUCUUACUUACCAGCGGAAACACCAGCCGAUCUUGUUUCUCCCCAACAAUCUCUACAGCAGGGUCAGAUGGAGAUGCACGGAAUCUCGCCAUCAAGGAGGAUAUCAGCAACAUUAUGCUGGACAGAAGUUCAGGCUGUGACAGCCUGGACACAAGCAUCUGA
This is a messenger RNA of Pelobates cultripes (western spadefoot toad), 441 nucleotides long. The record is from the annotation of a GenBank genome assembly. NCBI's taxonomy places the organism in Eukaryota, Metazoa, Chordata, Amphibia, Anura, Pelobatidae.